GCUAUGCCUCCGCCCCCCGUCUGGGACGUCUACGCUGCUGAACUCUCCACUGAAGGACAUGGCUACCCUAUGUGGUUCCCCGAGCCUUUAGAGGAUGGCACCCCUCCGGAGAAAGGAGACGUCGGCUAUAUAUGCGAAGGACGCUUCCGGCGCAUGUUCAACAUAACCAAGCCACCAAGCGAGCACAGCAAAUACAGCUACGAAGUACUGGAGUACGAUGAGGAACUCAAGUACACCUUGGCAGACGCGAUACAGACGAAGGUCAUCUGUAGCCAUAGCGUUACAACCAGAGAAGUGCAGGCUAAUGUGGGCGCAGACGGUACACCAGCUGGCGUCCCCGCAGGUGGGAAUGUGAACUACAAGUACACAUGCACUCGGGAGAGAGGCGCUAUGCUACUGCUCAAAGAGAACGCGCACGAGGAUCGCCUCGCCCACAACAACAUCUUUCCAACGUACAUGAAGAAGCACCACAGCGACUGGGUGAAGCAAAUGAGGACGAGAAACUUCGACACCAGAAAGUUGGAUAUCAUUCUGGUCUACGGCACUGUGAAGACGAAGGAGUGGACAGUUGCCGCCUUCCAGAACAACGAGAGGGGACAGUCCGUCGACAUCUCGGGCACGUUCCUUUCAGCCGCGCAGGUCGGUUUCACCUUAGCAACAGACUCUCAGGCCGCAGCCUCUGUCAGGUACCGCUCAGGACCCUCAGGACCAACAGCUCCCGAGCGAUGUAUCCCGUCACCAACACCGUCGCUAUCUUUGAGCUCUACUGCCAACCAACUCACGGUCAUAGGAGGCUCUACUCCGCCUCUCACGCACACGCGGUCUCGGAGCGUCGAGUCUUCCGCACCGUGCAACCAGUGCAUCUUCCUCCCGCACUACAAGAUCAAGUCUCGCUUCUUCUUCCGAAAGAUCGAGGCCGCCGCAGGACCGCAUCGUCUUCCAGAUCCCGACCAGGACGAUGAGAUGGCACCCGCGGUUGUAGUGACAGAUGGUGACGGCGAGAGCGGAGACGAUGCUGAUCAUGAGGCUGCAGAUGUUAGCGGCCCUGUUGAUAUCGUGCUCGACUACAUUCUCGAGGUAAAUGGUGAUCUUUCAUGCUAGAAAACUAUUGAACACGAAAUAGAACUCGGAAGCAGAGGUUGCUGUUGCAUGCGAUGGCGACGUGAGCUCUCUCUUUGUCGGGACUUCAGACCGCCCAGACGAUUUCCGGCAGUGGCUCGACAUUAAUACGCCUAGAAUCGUGGUUGAAGACGGACUGGGAACGCUUUCUUUGAAGGAGGCUGUCGCGAGAGAGAGAAGGGCGGUGCUCCAUAAGAUGACGCGGCGGGCCAAUCCUCAAAUGCAAGGUCCGCAGAAUCAGGACGAGGGCGGUGACAAUACAAUGAGCCAUCCCGGGUCACACCGCGCAUCCGGCGCCAGGUCCCUCAUUGGCGAGGGGCAAUGCCUACUGGGCAAGGAUAUGGCAACCGACGAGUCGUUCGGCUGGCCUCACAUGAUGCUCUCCGAGGACGACCUCGAGGCCGGCACAAUCUCGUCUAUCGCUCUCGCACCCGGGGGCGAGUUCGUUGCAACCGGCUCGGACGAUAGCGCUGUGCGAGUGUGGAGCGUCAAGACCGGACAGCUCUUCCGGAAGUGGCAAGCCCACGAAGACUCCGUUUGGACGGUCGCAUUCUCGCCCAGCGGCACCCAGGUCGCAUCGGGCUCCGCCGACGCCUCCAUCAUCCUCUGGGAUCUGCACUCCGCCACGGGCGCCGGCGAGGUUGGGCGGCUCAAAGGGCACGAUCUCGAUGUCUGGCAGGUCGCCUACAGCCCCGACGGCAGUAUGCUCGCAUCUGGCGCAGGAGACAACACGGUCAUGGUGUGGGAUCCCCAGGGACAGGCGCUCCUGCACACGCUUAGGGGACACACGACGCAAAUCAUACACCUCGCCUUCACAGCCGACAACACGCGAAUCGUGUCAUGUGCCGAAGCGCGCGGGAUCGUAUGGGAUGCAGUGUCUGGUAUGCCAAUCGCGGCGCUGGAGGACCAUACGGGCUCCAUUUGGAGUAUGGCUCUGAGCCAUGCAGGCGACCGGAUUAUUACCGGCAGCGAGGACCAUACCGCGCGAAUAUGGGACACGGCGACCGGCCAGGAGCUGGUGCGGAUCCACGAACAUAUGGGCCCAAUCUGGGCUGUUGCGUUCUCGCCUGAUGAUGAGGAGGUCGUGACGGGCUCGUACGACUCGACGCUUGCCACAAAUGACUCGUGGAGCGGCGAACGUCGUCAGGUGUUCAGCGAAAAUCCCGGGCCCAUCGACGCGCUCGCAUACUCGAGCAACGGCAAGUUCAUCGCGUCCGGCGCAGCCGACGGCAACGUGAAACUUUGGAGCAGGCGCGACGGGAGUAUGCUCGCAGAGUUUAGCGGUCAUGAGGACAAGUGCAAGAGCGCGACGUUCAUUAAUGGGAACAAAGAUCUACUCACGUCCUCUGAUGACAGGUCGUUGCGCGUAUGGAGCGUGCAGGACGUAUUGCGCCUUGUAUAACACUGUAGCUCAUUACAUGUUUGAUUGUCCCUGGUAGCAUUUUGUCGUCAGCACUCGAAUAAUGGUCGCCAUGCUCCCCAUAAUGUUAUGUGAAGUGAAGU
Messenger RNA from Phanerochaete carnosa HHB-10118-sp, 2622 nucleotides. RefSeq lists its product as uncharacterized. Lineage: Eukaryota; Fungi; Basidiomycota; Agaricomycetes; Polyporales; Phanerochaetaceae. Gene Ontology annotation, molecular function: protein binding. Bases 1382 to 2521 code for a protein of 379 amino acids. The transcript is spliced from 5 exons. The record is from RefSeq and is a predicted model, not a curated record.